AUGAUCGAACGUGUCGGUCGUCUCUACAGUCGAUCACUCUAUCGUCAUCCUGCACUUUUUCUGAUUGUUCCCCUACUGAUAACUACAGUAAUCCCUUCCGUACUAUUAUGGUUCUUUCCAAUCAGGUUGUCACAGAAUGCGGAGAUUGGCUUCGACACAAAAGACACAGUACUCUCGGGUCCUCGUUUAGCAUGGGCUCGUAUUCAACCGAGUCUCAUGUUCAGUAAUCGAAUCGCAUUUUCGAAUCCCCGCCCAAUCGACACAGAUGUUCAACAGCCGACGGUUCAACCAGUAAGCAAGAGAGUUCGGAGAAGUUGGGCUGACAAUUUGUUAUCAGCAAUCAAUCAAGUCGCUUGUUAUGAUUCUCCAAUCCCAUUGAUGGACCAUCUAUCCCAAGUCAUUCUCGAAGUUCCCAACUACGAUGCAAUUUUCGAUUUGAAAUUUCUGGAUAAACUAUGUCAAAUGCAACCGAAUAUCUCAAAACCACUAUCCAGAUUUGAUUCAUUCACUCCGUAUCGGAAUAUUUGGAGUGUUGCCAAUAUGUUCGCAUGUAUUUCCCCCAAUUUGAGAGUCAAUUGCACACAAUUGGAUGAGUCCGACAUAAAAAUCGUGCGUAAGACCAUCGACAAUUGCUGGAAAUACCGUACUCCAAUCUUCGAAUGCCGCAAUGAAAAGUGCCAAGGAACAUGCUCUACUUGCCGAGAUCUACCAGAGGAGUGUUCCUCUCAAAUAAUCCAUGAUUUAUUCUACCGGCUGCUUCCAAAGAAUCGAGAUGAUUCCCCAUUUCUUGUCAACACAUUCUUGCCAGUUUUCACUUUAACUGGCUAUAUAACCCAGAACAUUCCAGUUGAUGUGGUACUGUAUGAUGCUCUCGAAAGUUCUAUUAUUGAUUAUUCGAAAAAGAGCAAAUUUGAAUUGAAAGGUCAGAUAUAUUUGAUCGUUAAUCAAGAGAAAAAUAUAUUUCAAACUGAAAGGAAGUGUUUGAAACAGCAAAAAAAAAUUCUAGGUCUUCUGAUGGAUGUCAAACGAGACCGUCUUCUUGCUGCAGCUCUUCGUGACUCUAUUCUCGCCCUUCUGGCUGCUGGAUUAGUUAUGAUUGUUGUUGCUGUACACUCUCAAUCUCUACUGUACGCAUUUGUUGUGAUUCUCCUCUUGGCACUUUCAGUUGUUGGAGCUCUUGGCGUCUACAGUCUCUUCACGGACGAGUUUCCACUUCUGAAUCUUGUCACCUUUGUUCUUCUUAUUGCUAUCGGAUCCGACGACGCAUUUCUUCUCAAAUCCAAUUUUCCCAAUCACUUAAACGAAGACACUUUUCAUACUUUCCUCACUCACACUUCAUUCACAAUGUUCCUGACGUGCUUCUCCACAGUUGUUCCAUUUUUCAUCAAUAUCACAUCGAAUGUCAUCGUUUUUCGCUGUUUCGGAAUGUUCGCCGGUGUUACCGUAAUCUUCAACUACUUUAUGGUCGUCUCAUUUCUCCCGGCUUUUUUGUUGAUUCAGCAUAGACACUUGGAUUGUUUCACUGGAUUCAAAUUUCCAUACAGAUCCGUGUUCUCUCAUUUGCUCUAUGUCUUACUGCCUCAUGUUUUGGUUCAGGGUCGCUAUCUUCUAAUGGCUCUCUUAUCAAUUGUGGCUAUUGGCGGAGCAGCUAUCACUUAUCAGGGACUCCAUCUUCCUGAAUACAACCCUCUUCAACUUUUCACAUCGGAUAAUUUACAUGAAUGGUAUGAUAACAAUGCGGAGAAGAAUUUCGAAUUCGUCUCUUCCAAAAUCGCUCUUCCCUUAACUUCUCGCUUGGUUUGGGGUGUUGAACCCAUCUACUCUUUGUCCACUUUCCGAGCCAACGCCACGUCACCAUUACGUACUGAUAAGAGCGCUUUUUCUGCUGUUAGGUUCGUCACUAAAAACAAUUGCCAUUUCAGAUCUGACCCAUUCUUCGCUUUGAAAACCGCCAGUGACGUCCAUAAAAUUGCGAGAUCUCUGGAAAAAGCGAGACAACUACCAUUUGUGAACCAUCAACCGAAAUUCUGGCCAGAAAGAUUUUUGGAUUGGUCAGAUAAAUAUCCAUGUGCUAGAGGAUUCUUGUGCUGUAACAUGUCGAAUCCUUUAUUCUCAGAUUCAUAUCUUGACUUCUGCCUUCGGAAUUCUACCUCUUUCCUCGCCACGUCAUACAACGAUACUCCGAUUUUCGACAAUCAGACAUUUGCAUUCGUUGGCUACACAGCAAUGCUUCCAACUACUUUAAAAUACAAUCAUCGGUUUUCAAAAUUGACGAAAUCGUUUGAAAUGCUCGAAAUGACGAAACCAGAUAAUGGAUGGUGGGCGCCCGAGUGGUGGUUGAUGAGCACAUGGUUCGAUUUGCUCAGCUCAAUCGUUCAGGACUGUUUGAGUUCUGUUCUCGGAUCGCUUUUCUUCGUCGCAAUUUUUGCAUUCAUUCAGUUGAAAUGUCAGGCCUUGGCUGCAGUAGUGACCAUUGCCGGAGUUAUAUGCACCUCAUCUGCCAUUGUAACCCUUCUCGGAUGGGUACUCGGAGUUCUCGAAGCCGUUAUUCUCGUCCUUGUCGUUGGUCUUUCAUUCGAUUAUACUCUUCAUUACGGCGCUGCUCUUCCGGAACAGGGAUGUGCGGAGCAUCGAAUCAGAGAAGCCACGUCUAAGGGUGUUGGACCUGUUACAUUGGCUGCGUUUACUUCUUUUUUGGCUGGAGCUUCGAUGCUUCCCGCGUUGACUCAUGCUUUUUAUCAGGUCGGUGUGUUCCUCGUCGUGAUUUCCAUCACUUCAUGGACCUUCUCCACCUUCUUCUACCUUCCAAUGCUCUCAAUAACUCUUCCCCGUCAAUCGGGUGACUGUAAAUAUUGUGAAAAAACCAAUCAAAUGCAUUUAUCCCCUCGUCGAUAG
Caenorhabditis briggsae is the source of this 2895-nucleotide messenger RNA. RefSeq names its product Protein CBR-CHE-14 (gene Cbr-che-14). The record is from RefSeq and is a predicted model, not a curated record. The transcript is spliced from 16 exons. Bases 1 to 2895 code for a protein of 964 amino acids. NCBI's taxonomy places the organism in Eukaryota, Metazoa, Nematoda, Chromadorea, Rhabditida, Rhabditidae.